Messenger RNA from Alternaria metachromatica, 288 nucleotides. RefSeq lists its product as uncharacterized. The transcript is spliced from 3 exons. Bases 1 to 288 code for a protein of 95 amino acids. The record is from RefSeq and is a predicted model, not a curated record. Lineage: Eukaryota; Fungi; Ascomycota; Dothideomycetes; Pleosporales; Pleosporaceae.
AUGUCGGGCGCCGCUCAAGCCUACCUUGAGGACAUCAUCGUCCACGAAGCAUGGCCCGAAUCUCUCAACCUCCAGGGCGUGAGCGACUUCGACCCCAACGAUCCCCUCUACUGGGCCAUGGAGCACUGCCAGUCAGAACGACCCAAACCAGCAACUACAUGGAAAACGGCUGCUGGUAUCAUGGCUUCCGGAGAGGCCUCUACAUGUACCCGUGCGACGAAGCCGCAAGCUGGCAAGAAGCGAAAGGCCGAGAAGGAGCCCGAGGUUAGUACCGUCUCAAGCUUCUAG